CUAUUAAACACGGGAAACACACUUUCAAACACGGGAUUUCCCUUGGUGAAAUGAUCUUUUUCCUGUAGUGUAAGUUUUUAAGCUUUAAUGCGCAAUUUAGUCUGAUUUGCACAUUAAAGUUUUUAUAUAGAAACGAAAGUGUUUUGGUGACCUAAAAGCGUAAAACCGUAAGUUUUUAAUUUUUAAAGCCCGAUUUUGACUCCAUUGCUAACUCUAUAGCAAUAAGCACCAUGCUAACCACUUUUAUCACCGUUCAUUAUUGUUAAGUUAAAUCAGACAAUGGGAAGUAACAAGGGGCGUUUUUGGUAUUUUAUAAUAUGACUUUUAAAUAAAUAUCUUAAAAUUUCUAAAUAUUUCUUUCCUCCCUUAUUAAAAUUUAGGACUUUGCUACGGUGACAUGCAUGUCCCCGUAACUUGCACUUUUAGGUCGACCUCAUAUAGGAUUAGAUCGACCUAAUCUGUCGUUUCAGUCUUGUGCUAGAAGGCAGCUUACUUCGUAGCAACUUCGAGCCUUUUGUUUGAAGCCUUCCAUAUAUCCAAUAUUUCAUCCAAUGCCUUGAAUUUGUAGACAAACAUACCUACUUUCAUGUGGUAGAGGCCCCUGGACUCGAAUCCCAUCCAUGCUUCUCGAAUUGAGCUCUAAAGUAGGCUUCACAAACACUUUCCCAGACUUGGUCAUUUUCAGACAGUUUCCAGGUUUUGGCAUAGCCUUUUGAUCAGGUUCAGAAAUGGUCUUCUGGACUUCUUAUCGAGCUCCCAAACACUUCAAUGUGUAGAGGGACACUCCAGCUUCAAAACAAGCCAUUAAUCUCCAAUUUCCAUCGAGCCAAUUGUAAGAUAUGAAUCUCCAAAGUAGGCACCAUGAACUUGUUUUUACACUAAAACAACAUAUUAGGUCGACCUAAUCCUAACUGAGGUCGACCGAAAAGUGUAAGUUACUGUGACAUGCAUGUCACCAUAGGCGCACCCUUAAAUUUAAUAUCACAAGCCAUAUAAGAGGAAGUAUCAAUAUUCAUGGUCGCAAUCCUUGGGUUGUGAGCCCGUGACCACGAAACUUCAAGAGGCAACCAACGUGUUGACAGAGAUCUCAAGACCAGCCUCGUAGUUAAGGAGCAACUCGACCGCGAAAAUGUUGUGACAUAAAGAUCACGGUCGCGAUCUCAUGCUCCAGUCCGGGAACUAGGAACUCAAAGAUGGAGUAAAGACGCGACGUUUUCGGGUGAUUCGACAUCGUUUUACACGAUACGGUCCAUAAUGCGACCUUGGAUACGGUCGUAUCUAUCGGGUCAUGGCAUCGAGGUUUUAUCUUGCACUCUUUUAGCCGUAUCAUGUUGCAGCAAGCCUAUAAAUAUCCUUUUUCUGCAAUUGAUGAAGGGGAGUCGAUAUAGAGUGAGAAAUUAGGGUUUUUGGGUAGUUCAUAGUGAGAGAAACACCUUGAGUCAGCUUGGGAAGGAGGAAUUCAUCCAAAAUUCAAGGAGAAGGGUGCAAUAGGAGAAGAAUAUGACUACAAGCAUUUCCUCUCUUGUUUGUAUUUCAUCUCUCUUUCUAUGACUUGAACCAAUAAGGUUGUUUAAGGGAGAUGAAUCUUAUUAUGUACUUUGUGUUUGAUUGAUUGAAUGAGAACCUAGAUGUUUGUGUUCAAUUAUGUGUUUAUUGCUUCUUUCCAUGGCUUGAUUGCUUGAUAUGGCAUGGUGCAUGAUUAGCCCUAGAGUUAGCUAUGUGGAUGUGUGUGGAGAGCUUUCUAUCUAGGUUAUAUGAUAUAGGGUACUAAUUGGUGGACAAGGUGACCAUCACUUGCCAAUUAGGAGCACACCUAGUUGAUGAUAGGAAAGUAGGUGUGUGACCAUCGACCUACCGACCUAGUGUGAGGAUGGGUGAAACCCAUUUAGAGGAGGUAGAGUGUAUCCCUAGUCCGAAGAUCAGUUGUGAUGACAUUGGGGGCGGUGGACUUGGCUAGGGGGAUUAGUGGCUUGACCAUUGCAAAGAUCCCUAUAUUAGCGACCUCCGCACUACUAUUUAGGUUAGCAUCGAUCAAUCACUCAACAUAUUACUAGGAGGACUCGAACCUAGACAACCAUCUCAUCUCUAGCACCCUCAACCACUUGGUUGGUUGUUUAGUUAAUUAGGUUAGUUUAGUAGUUAAACAAACCUUUUCUAUUUUGACUAGCUAGUAGGUCGGAGUGAAUUAAUAGUAAGCCUAGGGAGCCUCGGAAUACGACAUCAGUCACCGCUAUACUACCUCGCCAAUUCGAGUUAUACUUUGCUCUAAUUGGAGUCGUUAGUGUUGUUUCGAUCGAACUUACAAAUAUUAAAGUUAUGUCAGACAAUACGAGAUGAAGAGGGUGGAUGGGGAUGUGUUGAUUAGUUUCUUUGAAUGAAACCUAGUUCGUUUUCCCCUGAUUUUGUUUGCCCCUAAAAUGAAUCAGCAUCCAGGUGGGUCCCAAUCAGCGCCAAGUGGAUGUUCCUGGUUUAUUUUCACCCCUUGUAACCUUAACGGAAAAUAUGAAUGUGACCACAAUUUAUUGAAAGGACACAAUUGAAAUUUGUUUUUUUUAAUGAAAACCCCCAUAUUCGUGUACAAACAAGAGAGCUUAUACAAAUCCUACAAGACAAAUAUCUGAUUUUUUAAACGAUGAAUUUGGUGGUCAAAUCCAUCAUAAAUCCCUCAAAACGAAUUUCUCGUUCAAACAACCCUUCUUAAGUUAUUGAAUUGUAAAAAUGAGAGGGAUGGAGAGGGUUUGAAUUGUAAAAAAUGAGGGAGAGUGAGAGACUGAGACAGACGUAUCUACUUCUGCCUUCUGGGCUUCCCUUUCCUGGUUUGGCAAGGACAAACUUCAAUACCUAAACCCAACGGCCAAAACGCAAACUCCCUUUCGUUUCCUCCUUUUAUCAGAUAGAUGGUUAGACUUUCCCCAAAAACCCCUUUCCAAAUCACAACUGCACUUACCCUAAUGGAACACCUUUCCAGUAUAAAUGCUUUGGCAAAAUUUAAUGGACAGUGUCAUAGUGAAAGGUCGGACAAUUCCUUUCUUAUACACAGAUCAGAGUCUACAUGUAAGGUCUAUCAGUAUGAACAACUGAAGGGUUACAAAGAGAUGUGGUCGUUGUUGCUCACAUCCGAUCCAACAUUGGACGACUCCAAAUGGAAAGCAAACGACUCUGCUAGCUUAACUGCAUCAUGAACUCUAAGCCUGGUGCCUUGCUGUGAGACUACUGUGGCCGCCACUUUGGCCGCUAAAGUACCCAUCCCUUUUAGAUCCGAUACGCCUCGUAGGAUCCCAUAUAAGAUUCCGGAAGCAUAUGCAUCCCCAGCACCACAGGUGUCCAGAGGCACGCAUUGGGAAGGUGGGAUGAACACAGCUUCUCCUUUGACGCCAAUGUAAGACCCUCUUGGCCCGUCUGUGACUGAAACUAGAGGGACGAAAUGGCUAAGGUAUCUCGUGGCAGCAAUGGUGCUUUCUUUGUUGUCAAAAUCGCAGAGGGACCUUGCUUCGUCACCGUUGGCAAAGAGGACGUCAGCACAGUUCCCCACGAUUUCCCUGCGGAACAAGGAACACAAUGAUGACAAGCUUAUCCUACUAAACAACAGUAGUCUGCCAUAUGGUGUCUACAUCUUAUUCCGUUUGGUUCAAUUCACACCUGUUGAUGCCUGUUGACGAUCAUAUAACCAACUUCGUCACCCAGUACACUUCCAAACUCUACAUUAAAACCUAACUUUCAAUUGAUCUGCAACUCCUGUCUUAGUCAUUUCCCGCAAUUCACAUCUACCCUCAGAUAUAAACAAAUUGUGGACCAUUGAACCAUUUCAUAAUCAGUCACUUCUACUAUUUUCACUUCUAUUUGCUGCUAUCGACAAACUAUCAAUAGACAUCUAACCAAUUGAUCUAGAUGGGUUUUGUAACUUACUUUGUCAUGCAGCAUUAAAGUGAUUCAUCCUCAAAAAGUAGCAGAAGCUUCAUAUGAAAUGCUUAAUAACAAUAGCAAUCUGCAAACGGAAUGAUAGGCUUACCAAAAAUCAUCAUAGUGUCUCUCGAUGCAAGAUACAUCUGAUGCUGUAACUGCAACUAGUGCACCACUCUUGCGUGCUUCUUCACAUGCCUUUCUAAUUGUUUGGAUGGUAUCAGGAAAUUCAAACAAAUAACCUUCCACUACCAAGAUACUCGUCUUCGAAACUAUACUGGCCAAGCUUUGAUCAUAGUCUACUUUUGCCGAUGU
Molecule: messenger RNA, 4215 nt
Organism: Linum trigynum
Lineage: Eukaryota; Viridiplantae; Streptophyta; Magnoliopsida; Malpighiales; Linaceae
Source: the annotation of a GenBank genome assembly